Molecule: messenger RNA, 696 nt
Organism: Symbiodinium sp. CCMP2592
Lineage: Eukaryota; Dinophyceae; Suessiales; Symbiodiniaceae
Source: the annotation of a GenBank genome assembly
AUGUUCACGAAGACCACAUCUGAGAAAUUCUGCCUUCAUACAGAGCAAGAGAAGGCGGAGAACGGAGACAAGCACUACCAGAGUGAGCUGCAGAAGUAUCGAGGGCUCAAGGAACAGUAUGAAGGCAAGAUGGAGAUGGAAGGCCGAAGACUAAAGACGGAGUGGGAACAACAGUGCAAGUACCGGCAACAAGUGGAAGCAACCAGAAGGGACAUCCAGGCUAAGAUGGAUCGUAUGGAUGGACAUCAGCGCCGCCUCACGCACCGACAGCAAGAGAUCUGCGAAGCCUUUCGUAAAGCGGUGGAGAAGGGUUGGGAGGAAGCCUUCGUGGACCAUGUCCUCUCCUUGGCUGAGCUUGUGCCCGGAUUUCCGCAGCAGCAGCGCCGCUCUGUGGAGGAGGCAGAUGAUGCAAUCCAAGCUGCUGGGGGAUUCAACGAGGAGCAUCGGCAAGCUUGGGAGAACUGGCACAAACGCUGGUCGGAUGUCCCCGAAGUUCUCCAGACAUUGGCGCAGGCUGAGCCCAAGGUGAGUGCGGAGGAGAAAGCUACGAUGGAGGAAUCCGUGCGGUCAGCGGCGUGUGCUCUGAGAGCAGCCUUUGCGACCAAGAUCAGUGCUGUGGUCCGGGACCGUCGAGCCUUGUUCGAGGCAAAGUUGGACGAAGUGACCAGGCAAUGGAAAGAACUUGGGGGACGCUGA